Molecule: messenger RNA, 645 nt
Organism: Sphenostylis stenocarpa
Lineage: Eukaryota; Viridiplantae; Streptophyta; Magnoliopsida; Fabales; Fabaceae
Source: the annotation of a GenBank genome assembly
AUGCUCGCAUGCACCACUCGAGAGCAUCCUAACACGCCGAUCCGCGAGUGGAUCGUUGGGUACGCGCUGCAGUGCCUUGUGCAUGUGGUGCUCGUGUGGCUCGAGUACAGGCGCCAGAGUCGGAGAGAAUCACUCCGUGCCGCAAGGGACGUGGGGAACAGUGCCCCAAGCGAUGUUGGCAACAGCGACGAAGAUGGGAGCUCUGGCAUCUCUUCUCGCUCCCGGUUCACAAAACGAUGUGAAUCAUUAAAUAUUGGGGUUUCAUUCCUUUGGUGGAUAGUGGGUUUUUACUGGGUUGUCUCUGGUGGUGAUAUGCUUCUGCAAGAUGCCCCACGAUUGUACUGGUUGUCUGUUGUCUUUCUGGCAUUUGAUGUUUUUUUUUGCCAUAUUUUGUGUUGUCUUGGCGUACCUGGUGUCGGGCUUCGCCGACGACGGCGGCGCUGUGAGGCGCGUUUUGCUGGCGCUGUACCACCUCGGGAACCGGUACGUGGUGCACCUGGACCUGGAGGCCUCGGCAGAGGAGCGUGCGGAUCUGGUGAGGUUAGAUCUUUGGUCUGGAGAGUUGGUCGUAAAUCUCCAAGUUAUAAUGCAAGUGAUUCUGAGUCUGAUGAUUUAAAAAAGGAUUAUAGUGGGUGUGCACACUAA